Messenger RNA from Amyelois transitella, 709 nucleotides. RefSeq lists its product as uncharacterized. NCBI's taxonomy places the organism in Eukaryota, Metazoa, Arthropoda, Insecta, Lepidoptera, Pyralidae. The record is from RefSeq and is a predicted model, not a curated record. The transcript has 6 exons. Bases 35 to 361 code for a protein of 108 amino acids.
UUUGGGAAAUAACAAACUAUUGCAUAAAGAAUACAUGGUAAAUAAUGAGAUCCCGAACCACCAUCACAGAGUAAUAAAAUCACAUGUACCACGAACCGGUGGUCUACAUCCAGGUCACGCCCUCCUCAAACCUUUAGGCAGAAUGCUGGAGUCUGCCGCGAACUACCCCAAAGAUAAUCUUGAUCAUUUGGUGUAUGGAAACCCAAAGAACUUUGGUAUUACCUAUAACAAAACACGUGAUAGAAUAAGGUAUACGGGGUUCAGAAGAACGAACGAUGACAAUAUGGUAGAAAAUGUUGUUUUAGACGCGAUUUUGAAAUUAAAAGAUUAUCAAAAGCUGAGAGGACAGAAAAGAUUUUAAUUGGAUUAGAACCAAGAAGUAAGAAACAAAUCAAGGAAGUCACAUCAAAUGAAGCUGUCGAGGUAAGAACAGUGCAAUCUUCUUAAUAAUAAAGAAUGGCAGCACGUUUUAUUCUGGGAUGUAAAAUAUGUACCUAGAAUUUUGACUUGAACUAUGUAUAAUUGUUUUGUACCUUUGUAUGUUUGUAACUAUUUAUAGGUCUAACCGCUGGACUUAUUUUGAUGAAUAAAAAAAAAAUGUGUAUAAGAUCUAUCAAUAGAAUUUUUAAGUUGGCGGGCUAACGAAAUCGGUCAAGUCUUUUUUGAAAUAUUCACAAUUAUUAUCAAUAAAAGUGUUCGCGUAGUUUUG